Phlebotomus papatasi is the source of this 3942-nucleotide messenger RNA. It is a transcript of the gene Cc2d2a, whose product is annotated as coiled-coil and C2 domain-containing protein 2A. The transcript has 6 exons. Gene Ontology annotation, cellular component: ciliary transition zone. The coding region runs from base 1 to 3942 and encodes 1313 amino acids. Gene Ontology annotation, biological process: protein localization to ciliary transition zone; non-motile cilium assembly. NCBI's taxonomy places the organism in Eukaryota, Metazoa, Arthropoda, Insecta, Diptera, Psychodidae. The record is from RefSeq and is a predicted model, not a curated record.
AUGCCAGGUAAGAAGUUCAAGGAGAAGAUCCAUGAGAGAUUCAUGCUGAAGAAGAGAGAAGCUUCAAUGAGCCAUUCGCCCACAAAUGUCCACGUUCCCGCCAGUCGUCGAAUCAGUGCAGAUUACCUCCGGGAAGAGACAGAAAUCCAGAAGAUUCUCCAUUCUCAGCCCCAGGAGGGAAUGGAGGAGUCUCAGACAGAGAGAGAGAUUGCAUUCUUCACAUCUGCAGUCGCUGCAGAUGACGAGGAUCCUGAUUAUACGGAUAUUCAGCAUCAAUCUGAUGGGAAUCUUACAGAAAUCUCAGAGAGAUCUCUCCCCUCUGGAUCUCCAGGACCACCACGAGAUACUCAAGAAUCUCCUGUUCAUUUGGCAUCAUCCUACAUCCAGACAGAUGAUCAUAUCCCAAUAUUCGAGCGUGUUAAAAUCCCUUUCUCCUACGACCGGGAACUCCUGACCACUUUCCAAGAGAGCUGCAGACUCUCCCGCAGAGAUGCGGAUAUUAUUGAUCGGAAUGUCGAGGAGGAAGGACUCUACAGACCCAGUUUGGCGAUGUCAGAGAGGAAGCUUCAGUGGUUCAAUCAAAUGGCAGAAGAACGGAUAGAAAACCCCGAAGAAUCCAACAAUUACAGGCCAUUCCUCCAACUUCCAGAACUUCCCCAUCCGGAAAAUAUCCCAACGGUCUUUGUGUGCCUCAGGGAAGAAAACCUCAGCUAUACUCCCUACAUGCUUGACCACAAAAUUCUGUCCAUUCAUCUCUCCAAAAUCCACUUUGGGCAUCAUCAUCUCUUUUCCGAGGAGCACGUCUUGGCUCAGAAAGUUGAAGAUCUCUUCACUGUCUACUGUGAGCUCCAGAAAUCCAAUCCAACAGGAAAACUCAGACAAAUGCUCAUCACUUUGCGGAAAAUCUGCAAAGAAUUGACGGAGAAAGAUUCCAAAUCUGAUGACAAUGCAAUAAAAUUAGCCAAAUCCCGUGAAGAAUUAAAGGACACGAGAGCAAAACUUCACGAGGAAGAACAAAAGAUCAGAGAAAACAUCAAGGAUCUCCUCAGUGAGUACAAGAAAUUGAAGGUCCUGCGUGAGAAGCAGAAGUUCAAUCUAACAUCCAUCAAAUUGACCAUAAAAGCCAUUGAGAUGAACAAGGAAGAAGAUGAAGCAGCUUUUGAUAGAGAUUUCAAUGAAGAAUUAGAGGAACUGCUCGAAGAAGCCUUUCAGGAAUAUUUGGAGGAGAAAAAGAAGUACAGAGAACUCGUAAAAAGCAUCAAGGAUGGUGACACCGUUCCGGAUCAGAUAGACAGACCCGACGUUGAGGAGAUCAAGAAGAAUCUCCAGGAAGUCUAUGCGAAAUCAAGGAGGGGCAUUGGAGAACCGAUCGUUCAAGUGAUCACUUCGAAGAUUGACAUCACAGCUCCAAAAAAUGCCCCAAUGGAAGUAAAUCGCAUGAGAAAACUUCAAAACACGAAAUUUAUCCUCAAACUCUCCCUAAAUGAAGAUGUUGUUGAUGUAGUUCGUGAUAUUCACAUUGAUGAUCGGUUUGAGAUCAAGAUCAACACUUCCAUCUCAGUAAGAUUGAUCAGAAGACUUCCGGAGAAAAUAAAAUUGCAGAUAUUUGAAGUUCAGAACGUGAUCCCUCGUUUGAAGAUCGCAUCAAUUAUCCUCCCGAUCCCUGAAGAUCGCGAUCUCUUCGAUCACUGCCCUAUCAGAUCAUUCAGCUUCAGCAGCGAUCGCGAUAUCCCGAGUGAUGUCGGUGUUGGAACGGGAAAGUAUUGCAGAAUUGAAGGGUCACAGGAUCUUCACAUAAAUGGGAAAAUUUAUCUAAAGAUCGGUUGGUCACAUAAAGAUGCAAAAACCGAUCAACCUUCAGAAUUCAGAGAUCCUCAAGCAUUGGCCAAAGUAGCAGCAAGAAAAUGGAGGGAUCACCUACAAUGGGACCCUCUCGAUCCAGAAAAUGAUUUCACAUCAAUGCACGAUAUCGUUGAUCAUCCCAGGGAUCCUAGAAUUGCUGAAGAACAGAUCCCCCUAACAGAAAUCCAAGAUGACGAAAAACUCGCAUUCUGUCCACCGGAAGUUGUUGAGAACAACACAAGGCUCAAUUUGUUGAUCGAACGAGCCAGACUAACUGCCCAGUUUAAGGAUAUGAAGCUCAUUCCGCAGGAAGAGAGGGAAAUUCACCUAAGGAAGGACAGUAGAAUUAUCGAUGAGACCCUAGGAAUGGAUCCUAUUGAUCUCUGUCGACAUCAAGGGAAGAAAAAUCUACAGAAACUCUUCGCAAAUGUUGCUCAAAUCAACGAAAUUGCAAAUAGAGAGAAUGAGGAUUCUAGGCUCCUAUUCAGAGAAGAUGCUCCUUCCCUAAGUACCUUAGGUCUUGCCAUAUUGGGUAUUCUAGGUUCCAAGAGACCCUUAAAGCCAACAACCAGACGGAAUCAUUCAAUAAAGCCAUCGUUUCGUAUGGACGACAGCCAAAAAUACACGAUCAGCGUAAAUGUUGUUAGGGCCUUUGGGAUCCCAUCCAGAACAGAUGAUCAACUUCCUCAGUCAGUUCGGAGGAGCAGUAAUAUUUCAUCUGCUCAACAGUCUUUCAGGACUAUCAACGUUAGACCCUACGUUGUGAUCUUGUUCAAGGACAAAACAGCUAGAACUUCUACAGCCGAGGGAUCAAAUCCAACUUGGAAUGAACAGCUACAGAUUCCAAUCAACUUCAAACUGGAUCAGUUGAAAGGAUCCCUGUGUAUCCAGUUGUUCGAUGAAUUUGUAGAUGAUUUACUAGAAGACGAUCGUUUGGGUAUGUCCGAAAUCUACCAGAGAAUAUCAAGAAAAUGGAUUGGAGAACUGCGAAUCCCUAUCACAAGCAUCUACACCAAUCAAAGGAUUGAAGGGACCUUUGAACUAAAUUCACCUAAGAUUCUCCUAGGAUACUCAAAGUCAUCCCUAAAUCCUGGAACUGCGUCCAUUUUCACUGAAAACUUACCUGAUACAAGAGGACCUAUCUACCUAUCACUCUUCAUAGGGCUGGAACCUAAUUUUGAUCAACCAUAUUUUACAACGAAAUAUUUAGAUUGCAUGGAAUCAGAUCAAAUCAAGAUCUGGUCCAUGGAGUACAGCAACGAGUUUCCCCAUCGAUUUUCUGAUCCUCUGGUAACUCUAACAACAGGAAAGAGGGUGACGAUAACUAAGUUACUAGGAGCUCUUGAGGUUCCCUUUGAUGUUAGAGAAGGUUCGCGUGAAUGCCUAAUUAGGAGAUUUGUAUCACUGAUUCCGGUUCUUCAGACUACGGAUCCUUUAGGCCAGUUGAACGGGGUUUGGCUAACCAAUAACGAGAUCCUAACCCAUAUGUACGCAACCCCAAAAGACCUAGCAGUCCUUCUCACUUGCUACUACAUGUACCUAGACUUUAGCGUAUGGCUGGUUUUUGGUGAGGAUCGCGUAGUAGGACCUACAUGUUACGUCCUUAUAAAGGAGAACGGGAACUUUUACCUCGUGGACCCAGUUUCUGGGAGAAAAUACAGUAGUAGCGAUACUUACUGUCCCCUUGUAAAGGUGUCUCUCCUCGCUAAUCAGAGCAACGUCUGGGGUAAUAUCCAGAGCGAGAAGAGGGUGUAUCUUACACAGUUUGAUGUCAAAAAAUCCGUCGAUUGGCGUCCGCUGUUCCGAAAAAACGUCGAUAUCCCAGGAGACUUUUUGCAGGACACAACGUUUGAAUACAAAAGAACCUAUCCUGUAAGUGACCUACAGAAGGUGAUUGAGAUGAAGUUAAUGAAGAAAAUCAGCCAGUGGCGUGGCCAUCGAAAAACCAUCUGGAAUCGGUUUCUGCGGGAUCAACUAAAGAGUGUCCUGAUCGAGCUAGAAGCUGCCACUACUUCUGAAUUGAGCGUUGAGGAACAAAUUGAGAAAAUUAAUGUUUUUCUCACAACUUUUAAGUUUGCUAGUUCCUGUGUUCGCGUUUGA